Aspergillus luchuensis is the source of this 405-nucleotide messenger RNA. Its product is annotated as proteasome assembly chaperone 4 family protein. NCBI's taxonomy places the organism in Eukaryota, Fungi, Ascomycota, Eurotiomycetes, Eurotiales, Aspergillaceae. The record is from RefSeq and is a predicted model, not a curated record. The transcript is spliced from 2 exons. The coding region runs from base 1 to 405 and encodes 134 amino acids. Gene Ontology annotation, biological process: proteasome assembly.
AUGACAACAGAAAUCAAAGAACUCUCCCUCCCCCUCCCUUACACCCCCCACACGACCGCCCACAUCCACCUCACACGACACCAAACCUGCAGCACGGUAUUCCUAACCUCGUCGACGCCGGGUGAUGCAGCGGGGAGUAUCAAGCCGAUGGGGAGUUUUGUGUAUGCGAUGCCGGAUAGAAUGAAUCCCAAAAACGUGCUAUCAACAACCAUCUACUCCUCCCCGGGAAGUGUAGAAUACACAGCCCGGAUUGCGAAGAUUCUCGCAAGGAGAAUGAAAACGCCUGUUUAUGUGGGCGGGAGUAUUGAGCCUGCGACGAUGGGGGUGAUGGCUGAGGAGGAGAUUGAGGGGGUGAAGAGGAUUGUGGAGGUUGUUGUUAGGGGGUGGGAGGGGAUGAAGAUAUGA